Molecule: messenger RNA, 2178 nt
Organism: Lytechinus variegatus (green sea urchin)
Lineage: Eukaryota; Metazoa; Echinodermata; Echinoidea; Temnopleuroida; Toxopneustidae
Gene: tmem129
Product: E3 ubiquitin-protein ligase TM129-like
Exons: 4
Coding region: 261-1352 (363 amino acids)
Biological process (GO): protein ubiquitination
Cellular component (GO): membrane; endoplasmic reticulum
Molecular function (GO): ubiquitin protein ligase activity
Source: RefSeq, a predicted model, not a curated record
UGUAGGACGUGGACGGACGUCUGCACCAGCGUGCAGCCGUACGAUAAAUCUUCGUCUGCGAGUGGCUGAAAAUUGCUGGCCCGCUAGGAACGGUCGGCGCGGCAGAGCCAAACUGAACAUUCACACGAUUUCUGCCGCGUCGAGACAUUCGGCCGCGGGUCCGUGCUGUUUAACAGAAGGCUUAUCAUGCUCUUUUAAGACGUCUCUUGCCUUUGGAUUGCUGCUAUUAUCUCUUUAAAUACAAUUCUUAGAAAGUAAAGAUGUACCAAGCUUCAGCAGAUUUUGUUUUCACCCUUGUUUACAUGCUUUUGUCGGCCUGUUUGGUUGUCCCACCCAGCGAAUUUCGUUCUGCUGGUCUGACCGUCCAGAAUGUGCUUUCAUCUUGGCUUGGGAGUGAAGAGCUGCAUUUUGUUCAUUAUCACAUCAAAAGGACGACAGCAACUAUUAUUUUCCAUGCCCUUCUACCCAUGGGUUACUAUAUAGGCUUUGGUCUAGUCUGCCCAGAAUACAACCUUUUUCAACCAUGGACGGUAUCUUCCAUAUGGCUUGCUUACCUCAUCGCCUCAGUACUAGCCAUUGUUAUAACUCUGGCCAUAGCAUGCUACUGGUCAAGGGAACACUGGUCAAAACACCCAAUUGCGGCCACCCUCGGACAUCACAGCAACUCGUGGCGGGCAGUAUCAUCCAACGUCAGCAUCGAGUUUCGGCGGAUCAACAAGUUCUCCACCGGCCCACCAAGUUGUAGAGUUUACGUCACGGAUUCGUGGAUCAUCAGGACAUCUGCGUACUCAGUGUGUUUUGCUCAUAAGCAGGAUUGUCAUUUGAAUAUUCUUCAGAGUGUCGAUCAUGCUCUGUCACAUGAAAGUAACACUGGUGUGCAAAUUCUCACCAUUGAAGUCGUUAGCAUCAAUAGGAAUAUCAAGCCAUUUAAAAUCAGGUUAAACGCACUUGAUUUCCGAGACCUGAAGGACAAGGUUAGCAUGCCCAUCGUCAACGCUAGGAAUGUCGUCAUCCAGCAGACCUUGACUGAUAGGUUCCUUGAGGCAUUUAGACAACAGGUGGACACCAACCAAAGAUAUGCCUUGCCUGAUGGUGCACCAUCUCCUGAGACCUGUAUUGGUUGCCUGCAGACCCAAUCCAAUGUCAAGCUGGUGAAGAUGUGUGACAACCCAACCCAGGGGGAGUGCGUCCAGUGCUAUUGCCGUCCCAUGUGGUGCCUAGAAUGCCUGUGUAAGUGGUGGGUGAGCAGACAGCAGCAGGACAAACCAGAGACGUGGCUCGGCUCAAGGUCACCGUGCCCAACGUGCCGAUCAAAGUUCUGUCUCCUAGAUGUCUGCAACAUAGCAUCAUGACAUGACAGUCUGGUUUGUCAGGAUGAGAAGCAAUUCCUGGUAAAGUUCUGUUUGAGAUGACUUGGUUUUGAUGUAGUCUGCAGGUACAGACCCUUGGCUUUUGCAUAGUGCAUUAUACAUCAUGCAGUGUCUGAAGUAGGAUACUAGAUUGAGUAGAUUCACUCAUGUACUGUCACUACUAUUUGACACACACAUGGCAUAAGGAAUCUAGUCUCCACCUUCGACAUGGUAUUAUUUGACAGUGAAAGUGUCCACUUUGAAUCUGUCCUUGCUGACAAGUUGCGAUAUGUCUCUUGGCUGUUUGAAGUACAGCAAGGAGUGGGUGAUUUGUCCAGAAAAGGAAAAGAAAAGAUCCAUGCCCUGUAGCAUUAAAAGAUACAUUCAAUCAUACAAUCAAUUAUACAAUCAAUCCUACGAUCAAUCUUAAUUUAUGAUAGACCAUUGAUUGAUAUCAAAUUGUAGAAUUGAUUGUAUCCCUAUUUCACAACACAAUGGUGUAGUUCAAUUUAAAAUACCUGAUGCAAUUCUAGUAUGUUAUUUCCUUUCAUUUAAGUGCCACAUAUAUUAUUUGAUAUGGUUUAAAACAUUUUUAUUUAUUCAUUCACUUGAUUUUUUUUAAUAAUUAUUUUAUAAGUACAAUAUGUGUUCUGGGUAAUGUUAGAAGAACUUCAAUUAUUUUAAAAAGAGAAAGGGCUCUUGCUGGUUAAUGCAUUGGCUACUUAAUUCUGUAACUAGUUCCAGUAGGCAAUGGGAUAACCCAUUGACUUACACAGGAGCCACUUAGUUUCAGUAAGUAAUGUGUUAAAGAAAACAAAAUGUGAGACUA